AUGCAUGAGGCAGUGAAGGCGGCAGAGGCCGCUAUUUUCAAGAAUACACCUGAGGGGGACGCUGAUGCGCUCUCGAUCUCAGACACGAUCCUUCAGCACGACCCGGUGAAUGCAUGGGCUCUGUCUACGGCAGGGCUUGCUUUUUAUCGGAUGCAGCGCUUCGGGCUUGCUGCCAGUCUGCUCAACAGCGCCAGUCAGCUCGCACCUGACCAGGCCGCUAUCUGGAACAACUUUGCUAUCUCUAUGCGGGAAUGGCACCCAAAGGACGCGGUUAUGUUGCUGCGUAAGGCGGUAGAGGUCGAUCCUGGUCACCUUGAGGCCCGUAAGAACCUUGCCGGCUGCCUUGGACGGAUUGGAAAGCGGGAUGAGGCGAUAGAGCUUAACCAGGCUCUGCGCAAGGAGAUGCCGGAUGACCCGGACAUUCCCUAUAACCUCGCGCUUGACCUGCUGCAUACGGAUCGAUGGGAAGAGGCAUUUGAAGCCUACGUCUAUUCUGAAGGCAACGAACAACGCACAGUCCGGAAUUACCAUAAGGACAAGAAAACGCCGCGCUGGGAAGUGACGGACCCGAAGUUUAAAAAGCCUGUGAUCUACGGUGAGCAAGGUGUUGGCGAUGAGGUGCUUGCUGCAGCGGCUUAUGUUGGCUUGGACCGGGACGGGUGGGAGAUGGACUUUAUUCUUGACUGUGACCCGCGUCUUGAAAGCCUAUUCAAGCGCUCCUUCCCAAAUAUGACUGUGUACGGCACUCGGGACAAGGAUGCGCUGGCGUGGCCUGCAGACGAGGAGCCAGAUAGUGCUUUGAUUGCGAUGGCGGCGUUUGGUGAGCUUGUUGGCCCCAGUGAGCCUGUCAAGCCUUGGCUGGUCCCUGACCCGCACCUUGUUGAGAUGUUUAAGAAGAAGCUCGCUGAGACGGGUGAUGGGCCUUACAUUGGUCUGUCAUGGUCUGGCGGGGCGAAGGACUGGGACCGUGCAGAGCGCACCAUUCCGAUUGAAGAAUUAGGCCCGAUACUGGCAACACCUGAAGCGACAAUUGUUAACCUUGAGUACCAGGACGGGCCUAUACCUAAUGGAGUCGUUGAUUUCCCGUGGGCAACACGCAAGGGCGUUGAUCUCGAUCUGACAGCAGCCCUGAUUGCGGCGCUCGAUGUGGUGGUUAGCGUCCCUCAGACCGUGUGUGACAUCGCUGGAGCGGUUGGAACGCCUCUGAGAGCCCUGGUAGGCCCUAACCCGCCCUGGCGCUUUGCUGAAGCUGCAGGGGAUGCAUGGGUCUGGCAGGACGUGAAGACCUACCGGAAGAAAGAGGGCAGCACAUGGAUGCCAGUUGUGGUCAAGUGUGCUCGGGAUCUAAGAGAGGGGCUCUAA
This is a messenger RNA of Saccostrea cuccullata (small rock oyster), 1362 nucleotides long. RefSeq names its product protein FlbA-like. Lineage: Eukaryota; Metazoa; Mollusca; Bivalvia; Ostreida; Ostreidae. The record is from RefSeq and is a predicted model, not a curated record. The coding region runs from base 1 to 1362 and encodes 453 amino acids. The transcript has a single exon. Gene Ontology annotation, molecular function: protein binding.